Molecule: messenger RNA, 1053 nt
Organism: Exophiala aquamarina CBS 119918
Lineage: Eukaryota; Fungi; Ascomycota; Eurotiomycetes; Chaetothyriales; Herpotrichiellaceae
Product: alcohol dehydrogenase
Exons: 4
Coding region: 1-1053 (350 amino acids)
Molecular function (GO): oxidoreductase activity; zinc ion binding
Source: RefSeq, a predicted model, not a curated record
AUGGCUUCGUUGGAGACAAAGACUCAAAUCGCCGCCUGGCUAGAAAAGCCGGAGCAUGGAGCACGGCUCAAGAUCAGGAAUGAUAUCGAAAUUCCUAUGCCUGGAGAGGGUGAAUUCCUCGUGAAGCUAGAGUAUACCGGGUUCUGCCAUUCCGAUGUCCACAGUAUAUAUGGCGAAACUCCUAUGGAAACAGAUAUUGCAGGGCAUGAGGGUAUUGGACAGGUCAUCCAAUUGGGUUCAAACGUGUCGGAAGACUGGCUCAACACACGAGUCGGGAUCAAAUGGCAAUAUAGCACUUGUGGAAAUUGCGAAAUAUGCCAGGUAAACCCGACUGCAUGUCCAUACCAGCACAAUUCGGGCCGGGAUAGGAGGGGGACGUUUCAACAAUUUAUGGUUGCUCCAGCGAAAGAUACUACGAAGAUUCCUCAUGGGCUCAAGUCGGAAGUCGCCGCACCUCUCCUUUGUGCUGGACUUACCAUGUAUUCCGCCGUCUUAAAGACAAGGCUGAAUGCCGGGGAAUGGUUGCUGCUCCCGGGAGCCGGAGGAGGACUUGGCCACCUGGGCCUGCAAGUUGCAGCAAGACGAGGCUAUAAGGUGAUUGCCAUUGACACGGGAGAUGCGAAGCGAAAGAUGUGUAUGGACCUCGGAGCAACGGCUUUUCUCGAUUUCAAAACCGAUGAUGUUGAUGCAGAAGUCAAUAAAUUAACGAAUGGAUUCGGUGUCCAUGCUUGCAUUGUCUCAGCUGGCUCCGAAGCGGCAUAUGGUCAAGGCUUCAAACACGUUCGCAACCUAGGGACACUAGUCUGCGUUGGCAUCCCAAGGCUUGACUUCAACCUCCCCAUAUCACCAUUUAUGAUGAUUGUCCGUGGUCUGCAUGUUGUUGGAUCCUCUGUAGGCACGACUUCAGAGUUGGAUGAGCUUCUUGAGAUGGCGGUCAAGGGCGAGGUUGUGCCUCAGAUCUCCGUCUUUGAAUUUCACGAGAUCAACAACAUCAUGGAAAGGCUGGCUAGGUUCGAAAUAGGUGGACGAGUGGUUCUCAAAAUCCCCCCUUGA